UGUCCAAACUCGGUCCUGGAGGGCCGGUGUCCUACAGAGUUUAGCUCCUACCCUAACCAACCCUGCCGUCUCCGGUCACGUUUAUAUGUAAAUUGCAUGUGUCCAUUCAUUUGCUCACCCAUAAAUCCUCUUCUUCAAGAAAUCAGGACAGAAGUGGUUGAAAGUGGACAAAAGCGACAGCAGGUGUUAAAGGCAGGACAUGGAAUCAGAAACCUUUGAACUGGCGGCCCUAGGAAGACCUCUGUUUCCUGGUAUGCUGUAUGACUGCCGCAAGGAUUCCUUCAUUCCAGGUGUUACUCUGUGGGAUAAGAAAUCGCUGAGGGAAGAUUUGGACAGUCGUCCGCAGCUCAUGACAGAUUUGAAGUUCAGUAGCUCUGACUCUCUCUCUAGUAAGUCCAGUCUUCUAGAUGUAAGCGCUUCCCUGAAGGCCAGUUUCUUAGGGGGGCUGGUGGAGGUGGGAGGAUCUGCCAAGUACCUGCGUGACACCAAAUCCUCCAACCAACAGUCCAGAGUAACAAUGCAUUACAGUGAAACCUCAAGAUUCGAUCAACUCACUAUGACUCAGCUGGGCCAGAUCACAUACCCUCAGGUGUUUGAGAAGAAAACUGCCACUCACGUGGUCACGGCUGUGCUGUACGGAGCUCAGGCCUUCAUGGUGUUUGAACGCUCAUUUGCAGAAGAUGAAAACAAGCAGGACAUUGAGGGAGAACUGAAUGUCAUGGUCAAGAAGAUCUCUGGAUUUUCCAUUGAGGGAGAAGGAGCUGUAAAAAUGACAGAUGAAGAUAAUAAAAAGGCUGAGAAUAUCACCUGCACAUUUCACGGUGACUUCCAUCUUGAGCAGAACCCCAGCACGUACCUGGAGGCACUAGAGGUGUACAAGAACCUCCCCAAACAGCUGAAGGCCAAUCCACAGAAUGCAGUGCCAAUAAAAGUCUGGCUCUAUCCUCUAUCUUUACUGGAUACAAAUGCAGCUCGGUUGGUGAGAGAAAUCAGCACACGUUUGAUUUCCAACACUGAAGAUAUGAUGGAGGAGCUGGCGGAGGUAGAGAGGACAUGCAAUGACCUGUCCAGAAGAACAGAGGUAAAUGUUUUCAGUGACAUUAAAGCAAGGUUGCACUCAUUUCAGGAUUCAUUUAUCAAUUACAAGAUGGUGCUCCAGAAAGCACUGGCCAGGGUCUUGCCUGCCAUUCGAGGAGGAGGUAUGGAGGAACAAUCCCUGGAAAACAUCCUGAAGAUACACAGAAACUCCCCUUUUAACGCUGACUUACUUAACCAAUGGUUAGAUGAUGCAAAGUCUGAACUUAACUUAUUGAAUAAUCCCAGCAAGACGCUGAAUGAGAUCAACAUAGAAGACUCAGACAGGCUCAACGCCAUCCUUCUUGAUCCUGAUAUUGAUGUAGUAUUGUGCCUGACCUUCACAUCUCUAAAUUAUAAAGACCCAUAUCUUUCAACCCUGAAAGAGUUUCUAAAAUCUGACAAGUUUAAAGAGCUAGAUGGAAACAAAACCCUGCUUUCUGUGGCAUCAGAUAGAAAGUGGUUCAAAGAUCCUGAAGUCAUUGCAAAGAUGAGAGAGAACUUGCGUCUCUUCGAGAAAUAUUCAGAGGCCAAUAAAAAUGAGAAGAGUAUCCGAUUCAUUAUUUCUGCCAUCUCCAAUCCCUCCAUUCAAGGCACCUCCAUCUAUCUGUAUGAAAAUGGGAAACUGACCGACACAAAGUUCCAGCCUGUGUCCAAACCGCCCCCACCAACAGUAAACAACGUCCUGGAACAUACAGUGUCCCUGAAACUGCAGAAGUCCCCAACUGGAGAAACAGUGAAGUACAGACUGGAGUACAAGCAGGUGAAAGCAGAUUCUGGAGCUGAGGAACAGUGGCUUGUCAAAGACACAACUGAUGAAGACUUCAAGCUGACUGGAUUGGAGUCUGGAAAGCAGUACCUGAUCCGCUACAGGAUAGUGGGUAAAGUGGGAGUCAGUGAAGCCAGUGAGACUGUCAGCCCAGAGACACUCUAUUUAAAGAUUGAUGACGACUCUAUAUUGAAAGCGGAUUUCAUUCAGGAGCUUCUUCCAUCUGCGGAGCGAACGGCUCUCCUUUAUCACCUGGCUUUCCUGAGUCUGGGAGGAUUCCCACAGCUGGAGCGUCUGAUCAGAGAUCAAGCUAUUGAAACACAACUGCUGUUCAGAUCCUCUGAAGCCCUUCUGAUGAAGUGUGUCGGCACGAGUUCCAACCUGGUCACCUCCCUGUUUCCAAUGCUGAAACAAGCUGUGGAGAAGAACAAACCUGUUUUGGCGGUGAGGUACCUGAUGGAAGCCAAAGAGUUGAUCAAAGACAUCGUAGCACAAGUGGAUGACACAGUGAAGAGGUAUGAUCGACACAACCAAAGUGUGCAAACAUGCACCAGUGACGUGUAUCGAGAACAAAACAAGGCCGAAGAAAAAAAAGCGGAAAAAUUUAAUGAGAUGAAGGGUGAGAUCCCCGACCCUGAGCAUCUGAAGGAAGUCCCGAAGUGUCUUUCUCGAAUCCAACAAAUUCUGAUUGAUCUGAAAAAGUUUUGGCAGAAUGUGGAUUUUAUUCUGUACACGCUGAAAGAAAAAACCUUUAAUGGGGAGGAACUCGUUGACAUGGAGGACAUGAAGGAUGAGUUUCUGAGCUCCAUUGACGAUGCAGGAAAGUACUGGGAGAUAUUUGGUUUGUGCUGUCAGAGAGUUCAAGGCGCCUUCCGCAUUCAGUCUAAAGAUGCAUAUAAAUUCCUGGAGGUCAAUCCGUCUUCGCUCUCUGAGGAGGAGAGGAAGCAGCAGUAUGUGUCUAUCAUGCUGAAGCUGAAGAAAAUCAAUCCAGAUCCGCCAGCACUGUGAGACACCCAGAACUGAUGCUUCCUGAAUGCUGCUUACACAAAUCAAUGCAUACAGCUUCUCUUGUCAUUUUCAUAAUGCUUUGUAAUCUAUACAACUGCUCUUGAACAUGUUCAAUUACAGUUCUGCAUAUACAUGUUCUUUAAGUUGAUGUCAGGAAUAUUAAUUAGAUCAGUUUAUGGCUAUCUCUUUCUAAAUCGCUUUGCAUUUUUAUUAUGCUACAUACAGAUCUUGUGGUCUGGUCACAUGAUUAAUGUCUAUGUCACACAAUAAAGAAAAAAGACAUGAAACACUUCAUUGUAGCCAAAUCCUUAAAAAAGCCAUUUCUAAUGCUUUGGUGUACAAUAGUUCUGCUUCCAUCCAUAAAUCAUGUUAAUAGUGGAGACAAAAUAUAUGUUGAUACCUUCUUUAGAACACAAAAUAAAAUGAAAAUGCAGGAAAAAUUGUGGAAUUGUUUUAACUGUAUUGCAAUAUAAACAUAACCCUUGUCUAAACGAAUUUACUGCAUUUAGUGUUAAUCAGAAAGUUAAAGCCAUUUUGUAAUAAACCAAGAAUUAUAUGGAGAUGCAAGGAAAUGCAAUUAAAGUACAUUUGAAGUACUGUAUUAUGUAGCUCACAUGCUAUGCUAAUUAGGCUCUUUGGUGUUAUGAACCAAUUAGUGUUGUCACGGUUCAUGGGAUCACAGUCUCAUCUGUGCUUAGGCUGCUGUGUGUGUGUAUUCAGACUUUCUGAAUAUUCUCCCACCAACUCCGGUGAUGCGAUCAGUCAUCCGCCAGGAGGCGAACCCAUGCAGGUGGGGAGAGCUCGCCUUUCCCGGGAGGAGAGAGAA
Molecule: messenger RNA, 3677 nt
Organism: Onychostoma macrolepis
Lineage: Eukaryota; Metazoa; Chordata; Actinopteri; Cypriniformes; Cyprinidae
Product: cytolytic toxin-alpha-like
Exons: 8
Coding region: 200-2851 (883 amino acids)
Molecular function (GO): protein binding
Source: RefSeq, a predicted model, not a curated record